GCCCCGCCAUGGGUCUGGAGCUCUACCUGGACUUGCUGUCCCAGCCCUGCCGCGCCGUCUACAUCUUCGCCAAGAAGAACUGUAUCCCGUUCGAGCUGCGCACAGUGGAGCUGCUCAAAUGUGAACACCACAGUGAUGCUUUUGUCCAGGUGAACCCUCUGAGGAAGGUUCCAGCCUUAAAGGAUGGAGACUUUACUUUGGCUGAGAGUGUGGCUAUCCUGCUGUACCUCAGCCGCAAGUAUCAGACCCCUGACCACUGGUACCCCCAGGACCUGCAGGCCCGUGCCCGUGUGGAUGAAUAUCUGGCUUGGCAGCACACGGCUCUGAGGAGUAGCUGCACGAGGGUCAUGUGGCAGAAGCUGAUAAUCCCUGUGUUCCUGGGUGAACCUGUGCCCCCUGAGUUGUUGGCGUCUACUCUGGUUGAACUGGACAGAUGCCUACAGCUGCUUGAGGACAAAUUCCUGAAGGACCAGGCCUUCCUUGCUGGGCCCCAAGUCUCAGUGGCUGACUUGGUAGCUAUCACAGAGCUGAUGCAUCCAGUCAGUGCUGGAUGCCAAGUCUUCAAAAGCCGACCCAAGCUGGCCACAUGGCGCCAGCGUGUGGAGACUGAAGUGGGGGAGAACCUCUUCAAGGAAGCCCAUACACACAUCAUGAAGAUCAAGGACCUGCCUCCAGCAGACACUGCCAUAAAGGAGAAACUGAAGCCUCUACUGCAGGUGUUUUUACAUUGAGUGAGGGGCUGGGCCUGAGGAGUCACCAACAAUGAUGGAAACUGCUUUUAUAAUAAAGAGCUGGAGCUGCCCUUCUGUGGAAUUA
This is a messenger RNA of Erinaceus europaeus (western European hedgehog), 816 nucleotides long. Its product is annotated as glutathione S-transferase theta-3-like. The transcript has 5 exons. Gene Ontology annotation, cellular component: cytoplasm. Lineage: Eukaryota; Metazoa; Chordata; Mammalia; Eulipotyphla; Erinaceidae. Gene Ontology annotation, molecular function: glutathione transferase activity. Bases 9 to 731 code for a protein of 240 amino acids. Gene Ontology annotation, biological process: glutathione metabolic process. The record is from RefSeq and is a predicted model, not a curated record.